AUGUGUCCAAAGGAUAGGAGGUGUUGCGGUGGGUUUCGAUCUUUCGUUCUGGAAGGUGGUCGCGGUUCCUUAGGCCCUGGUCGAAUUCGCGUUUUGGUCCGGCUUCGUCGGGUUAAAGAUACUCCUUCUGGUUGUUGUGGCGAGGUACUUUCGUCGGAAUCCGACCCUCUCGCCGUGUGGCUUGGUCGUUGUUGGGCUUACGGUGAUAGGGUGGUGGGUUUCGGUCUUCUCUGA
This is a messenger RNA of Arabis nemorensis, 234 nucleotides long. The record is from the annotation of a GenBank genome assembly. NCBI's taxonomy places the organism in Eukaryota, Viridiplantae, Streptophyta, Magnoliopsida, Brassicales, Brassicaceae.